Messenger RNA from Aspergillus costaricaensis CBS 115574, 1350 nucleotides. It is a transcript of the gene mrsA, whose product is annotated as putative mitochondrial carrier protein. The transcript is spliced from 8 exons. Lineage: Eukaryota; Fungi; Ascomycota; Eurotiomycetes; Eurotiales; Aspergillaceae. Gene Ontology annotation, cellular component: mitochondrial membrane. The record is from RefSeq and is a predicted model, not a curated record. Gene Ontology annotation, biological process: iron import into the mitochondrion. Gene Ontology annotation, molecular function: ferrous iron transmembrane transporter activity. The coding region runs from base 137 to 1060 and encodes 307 amino acids.
CUCGACCAAGUACCUCCACACUCCCAAGCUCGACCAUCCCCCCCGAGCUGUCUGAUAUUCGAUUCUUCUUCUGAAGAAUUUAAAAUCGCCUCUUUCUAUAGCGACAGCAGCUGUGAUACCAAAUCAAUCAAGCUCCAUGGCGUCUCCCGAGCAGAUUCCCGGGCAGGAAUACGACUAUGAAGCCCUCCCCUCGAACUACGGCUUAGGCCGGAAUAUGCUGGCUGGCGCUUUUGCAGGAAUAGCAGAACACUCUGUUAUGUAUCCGGUCGACUUGCUGAAGACACGCAUGCAAAUCCUGCAUCCCUCGAACGGCGGGCUCUACACAGGCUUGACUAAUGCGGUUUCGACCAUCUACCGGAUUGAAGGCUGGAGGACGCUAUGGAAGGGCGUCUCGAGUGUUAUUGUUGGUGCUGGUCCGGCUCAUGCCGUUUACUUUGGUACAUACGAGGUUGUUAAGGAGAUGGCCGGUGGAAACGUGGACGAUGGGCAUCACCCCGUAGCAGCUGCGCUGAGCGGUGCGUCCGCAACCAUUGCUAGCGACGCCUUGAUGAACCCCUUCGAUGUCAUCAAGCAACGCAUGCAGGUCCAUGGCUCGGUACACAAGAGUAUCCUUCAAUGCGCCCGCUCCGUCUACAAGACAGAGGGUCUCCAGGCGUUCUACGUAUCCUAUCCCACUACGCUUUGCAUGACGGUGCCUUUCACCGCCACUCAGUUUGUCGCCUACGAGUCCAUCUCCAAGGUCAUGAACCCGUCGCAGGAUUACGACCCGUUCACGCACUGCAUGGCGGGAGGUCUGGCGGGUGCAUUCGCCGCCGGUAUCACCACCCCGCUUGACGUUGUAAAGACGCUGCUGCAGACCCGAGGGCUGGCCCAGAACGAGGAGAUCCGGUCGGCCAAGGGUCUGUUCAACGCUGCGGCCAUUAUCAAGCGGCAGUUUGGCUGGAAGGGAUUCCUGCGUGGCGCUCGCCCCCGCAUUAUUUCUACCAUGCCCAGCACUGCCAUUUGCUGGACCUCGUAUGAGAUGGCCAAGGCCUACUUCAAGGGCCAGGUGGACAGCUAGAUGCAAGCACGGCUUUAGCUAACGACCCGAUCGCAUGAAUCCGACACAAUCCAGCUCAGCGACCCUUUUUGACCUCUGGUUCCGACCUGACUCGUCCGCGGACCCAAGAAAAAAAAGACCCAUUCCCCAAGAAACCAUUAGUCACAUGAAUAGGAAGAAAGCCCGACGAAAAGCAAAACCGAAAAAAGAAAAGAAACGAAACGAAAGAAAAAAGAUAGUCUUGUUGAACAAGCAGUCAAAAACAGAACAAAACAAAAUCUUCGUCCUUUGCGAGCAUCACGUGCGCAGGA